Messenger RNA from Athalia rosae (coleseed sawfly), 1887 nucleotides. Its product is annotated as facilitated trehalose transporter Tret1-2 homolog. Gene Ontology annotation, cellular component: membrane. Bases 393 to 1805 code for a protein of 470 amino acids. Gene Ontology annotation, molecular function: transmembrane transporter activity. The record is from RefSeq and is a predicted model, not a curated record. Gene Ontology annotation, biological process: transmembrane transport. NCBI's taxonomy places the organism in Eukaryota, Metazoa, Arthropoda, Insecta, Hymenoptera, Athaliidae. The transcript has 5 exons.
UUUAAUAAAUUCCGCACCAGGCCCAAAAACAGUGUUACAAUAACACCAACUUAUUAUUUGACAGACAUGGUAAUUCAGAACACAAUUUGGCAGGAGGAGUUGACGUCGCAUAGGAUGAACCGUUAGUCCACAACGAGUAUCGUUACUCGAAUGUAUAAAAUUCUUCACCACGUAUGACAUCCGUCGUACUUACAUUGAAAAUUUGUUUUACGGUUCGAUAACGCGUCGAAAAAACUCACCAUAGAUUUCGGUCGUUUUGCACCGCUGAAGUUGGCCGAGAAAGUGUGAUCGGUAAAAAUAUUCGUUAUUUUCCGAACGAACGAAAUUUGAGCGAAAAUUCCAGUUUCUCUGGAAUUUUCUAAAAUAUUUCGUUCGCAUUCGGCCGUCCAGCCAUGCAGAAACCGAGGACUGUGACCCAAAUAAUGGCUGGAUUCGCAGCGACGAUGAUUAUGGUGAGUGCUGGCUAUCAUGUGGGUUGGUCAUCGCCGUCGCUACCGAAACUCGAGGCAACGGAUUCGGAGAUUCUUCUCACGUCCGACGAAGGGUCGUGGAUCGUCAGUGUUUUCGGAUUCGGAUGCUUUUUCGGUUCGCCGAUCAGUAGCCUGAUAGUGGACAAGUUGGGGAGAAAACGUUCGCUGUUGUUCAGUGCUAUUCCGCUGGUCAUCUCCGGUGUCCUAUUGAGCGUGGCGCGAAGUUACUGGUGGCUAAUAUCCGCAAGGUUCAUCGCUGGGACAGGUUCCUGCAUGUGCUACUCGAGCAUACCGAUGUACUUGGCAGAGAUAGCCAGCGACGAUAUCCGGGGUGCUCUCGGAGCCAUGAUAAUCACGAUGUUCAACGCCGGAGUCCUGAUAUCUUAUUGCGUCGGGCCUUGGAUGAGCAGGGUGGCUUUCGCAUCGUUGGGAAUAGCGUUGCCCGUGGUUUUCUGUUCGAUGUUCGUCUGGAUGCCGGAGUCCCCUUAUUAUUUGAUAAUGAAAAACGACCGAAACGGGGCGGUGAAAAGUUUGCAGUGGUUGAGAGGGAGGGUCGACAUCACCGUCGAGGUGGCGAAGAUCGACGCGAGCAUUGAAUUCGACCGAAAGAAUGCGGGAACUUUUAUGGAUCUUGUGAAGGUCCGGGGAAAUCGUAAGGCCUCGUGUAUCGCCUUCGGACUGGUAUUCGCACAACAGUUGAGCGGCGUAUCUGCCGUUCUCGCUUACGGUGGCCUUAUCAUGGAGGCUGCCGGGACACGUUUCGACCCAAGCGUUUCCGUAAUUCUCAUCGGAUGCAUCCAGGUGGUGAGCUCGAUAAUGUGCGUUUUCAUCGUGGAUUUAAUGGGGCGAAAACCGCUCCUGCUCAUUUCCACUUUCGGCUCCAUCGUUCUACUGGGAGGAGUAGCUCUCUACUUUCAACUGGUCGCCCUGGAAGUGGACGUUCGAUCGAUUUGGUGGCUUCCCUUGAUCAGCAUGAGCGGUUACAUAUUUUUCUUCACAUUUGGAUUGGGACUUCUCCAAUGCGUCGUACUCUCGGAGAUAUUUCCUUACAAUGUCAAGGCCGUGGCGGCUUCGGCUAGCUCGCUCGUAGGCUCAUUCGGUGGAAUAGUCGUCUCGAAGCUUUACCAAAUAGUAGCCGAUGCAUGGGGGAUCCAUAUAUCAUUCUGGGGGUUCACGGUGAUAACGAUAUUCUCAGCUGUAUUCAUCGUAUUCGUCGUACCCGAGACGAAACAGAGGUCGCUUCAAGAAAUUCAAGAAGAACUCCACAAGAACACUGAAUCGAAAACUACGAUCGAAGAAUUGGACGAUUGUGGGGUGAUUUCACUACACUUUUAAAUCGCUGAAAAAUGAAUUAAUGACACGCGAUUUUAUUUAGGGACGACCGGCCCGAAUAUUCGUGUCGAGGUACUCAUAUCGA